AUGGCCUUGAACUUCAUGAAGUAUUUUGGGUCGCUACAAUUUCUGCAACUCAAGAGACCGAACACGGUUUUCAUCUUGGCUGCUUUGGCAGUGACUGCAUUUGCCAGUCUUCAUCAUGAGCCCAUUCACCAUCCCCAGCCUUUCAAGUUCGGCUACAGCGUAAAAGACAAACACGGAGAACAACACCGAGAAGAAGUUGGUGAUGGUAAGAAUGUGAAGGGAAGCUACGGAUUCACCGAUGCCAGAGGAAUCCACCGACAGGUCAACUACGUAGCUGACCAUGCUGGAUUCAGAGCCCAGGUCAAGACCAACGAACCAGGAACCGCCAACCAGAAUCCCGCAGCUGUCCACAUCAUCUCUGAUGCUCCCUAUGGACACGGAGGAUAUGCCGGAAUCGGUUAUGCUGGAAAUGGAAGAGCAGGCUUAGGAUACAACGGUCUUGGAGCUGCUGGUGUGGGAUACGGAUAUGGUGGUAUUGGAGCAGCCGGUGUAGGAUAUGGAAAUGCUGGUCUUGGAGGAUAUGGAGGUUAUGGCCUUGGAAAUGGAGUUUUCGGUGGUUUAGGUUAUGCCCGAUAUGGGUUUUAG
This is a messenger RNA of Argiope bruennichi, 585 nucleotides long. Its product is annotated as pupal cuticle protein 36-like. Gene Ontology annotation, molecular function: structural constituent of chitin-based larval cuticle. The record is from RefSeq and is a predicted model, not a curated record. The coding region runs from base 1 to 585 and encodes 194 amino acids. The transcript has 3 exons. Gene Ontology annotation, cellular component: chitin-based extracellular matrix. NCBI's taxonomy places the organism in Eukaryota, Metazoa, Arthropoda, Arachnida, Araneae, Araneidae.